UGCCACUCCCAAAAUCAAAACCAUUUUGCUUUUCGGUUCAGUGUCGACAUUAAUGACGAAACAUAUUGUUAAUGGCGGAAAAGAGAUCAUUGAGGAGGAGAAUGCAUUAAUCACUUCAUCAUCUUCAUUGCAAAAUAUGCCUCUCUUAUCUCUAAAUCACGUCUCCUUCAUCUGCAAAUCCGUUAGUAGAUCCGUCAAGUUUUACAGUGACGUCCUGGGAUUCGUUCUUAUUAGACGUCCCACCUCCUUCGACUUCGAAGGUGCUUGGUUGUUCAACGAUGGGAUUGGCAUACAUUUGCUAGAAGUGGACACGACUCCUACAAAAACAAGAGCUAUCAAUCCAAAAGACAACCACAUUUCGUUUCAGUGUACAGAUAUGGAUCUCAUAAUCAAGAAACUUGAGGGAUUGGGUAUCAAGUAUGUGACAGCGAUGGUGAAAGAAGGUGGCAUGGAGGUGAACCAGUUAUUCUUCCAUGAUCCAGAUGGUUAUAUGAUUGAGAUCUGCAAUUGUCAUGUUCUUCCUGUGCUUCCGAUCACCUCAUGCUCCCUGAAAAAGCUCCCAGCAGCUUUAAAUAUCAACAAUGGCGAAUCCUCCUUGUACGAGAAAAUGAGCUCCAAGAAUUACUAUUGUGGAGAAGAUGAAGUGUUGAUGAUGGACAGUUUUUUAAUUGACAUGAUGGAUAUCUCCUUUUAAUUAAGAUCAAAGAAAAGAAAAUUAAAUAGAGUGAGCUGGAUUGAGCAUGAUUUUUUGUAUCGUUUGCUAAAUGUUUCUUUAGAGAGUUAUUAAUCUUUGUGUACGUAAUUGUGUAAUACUAGUGGAAGAAGAAAGAAAAAUCAUAUGUAAAAAUUGCAUUUGUUUCUUCGAAUCCAAUACGUAAGUAAAUGUUGAUGUAAUUAUCGAUUUUUUAUA
Messenger RNA from Lactuca sativa (garden lettuce), 910 nucleotides. Its product is annotated as glyoxylase I 4. The record is from RefSeq and is a predicted model, not a curated record. NCBI's taxonomy places the organism in Eukaryota, Viridiplantae, Streptophyta, Magnoliopsida, Asterales, Asteraceae.